Molecule: messenger RNA, 1119 nt
Organism: Oldenlandia corymbosa var. corymbosa
Lineage: Eukaryota; Viridiplantae; Streptophyta; Magnoliopsida; Gentianales; Rubiaceae
Source: the annotation of a GenBank genome assembly
AUGCUCAUGUUUCCACAGUUAUUAGGAUGGAUGCACCGGAAACUACGCCACACGGGUAGAGAGCAGUCAACGACUUUCACCGAAAAUCCCGCUUCCUAUUCAGCAAGGACAUUACUUGAUGAGCAGUUGUUCCCUGCUGAAUCAACUUAUGGCUUCACACGGCCAAUACAAUCCAACAAGAAAUGUUCAGAGUUAUUAAACAUAACAAAGGAAAUUGGAGAUGAGAUCCAUGAAAAAGAUUCACAUGAUGAGUUCUUCCAUGGCUUUCUGGCAAUUGGCACUUUUGGUUCAGAAUCAAUUGACAAGUACCCACCAACACCAACGUUCUCCAUGUCUUUUCAGAACUCAAAUGACAAAAUGAUAAACAUCAUUGAAGAUGAAGUGAUGCUCAUAAACAAGGAGAUAGAGAAGUUCCUAAGUGAUGAGGCCAAAGAGGUUAACGAUGAAUCGUCAGGAAGAAGCAGCCAAGUAACCAUCGUUAGCUAUAGCAACGAGCAGAUGAAGGAUGGAAAUACAGAUGAGAGGUAUUCAGCUAAUUAUCCACUUCAAAAGUAUCUAAUUGGCGAUUCAAUUGAAUUGCCAGUAGCAGAUAUAGGAUCAAAGAAAGAAAAGAUGUCACUCGAGGAGUUCUUCAGCAUGAGUGACAGAAAUCCGGAGAACUCUGUUAACAAAUGCAAUUCUCCCGAUAAACAACAAAAGAAAGGCUAUGCAACGCGUUUCGUGAAGAAUAUUCUAAAGAGAGCCCAUUCAACAGCAAUGAGUUGUACAACCGGUUCCACUGAUUGCAAUGAACAAGCAACUAAACCUAGAGCAAUCAAGAAGAAAUUCCCAAAGGUCCUAAAUCCUAAAUUCUUUCACGGAAAAGUACAUCCAGAAGAAAUGAUACCACAGAAGCAAUUAACCAUGUCAAAGAAAGAGAAAAUCACAAAAGUUUCAGGUAAGGCCAACAUCUCUAAUGCAGAAGAACGAGAAAAGAAAAGGCCUACUGAGAUUGGCAGUAUUAAGAAGGAAAUAUUCAAUUCUACACCAGAUUCUCAAAUGAUAAACAGUCAAGGGACAAUGCUGAACAAGGAGCGCUGGAUUAAAACAGAAGUUGACUACUUGGUGCUGGAGCUGUAG